CCUACAGUCGGCAAUCGAAGCUUUGACGCCGGAACUUUUCUAACAUCAAAUUCUUUCCCAUUCUCGUUUCAAGGAAGGAGGACGUGUAUCAAUCUACUUCUAAUGGCAAUUGCUGAACUUAGGUGCCGAAGUGUUAGCUGGACAUCUGUGAAUAGGUGACACUGGCAUUUUAAGAAUGGACGAGCCUGUUGAUUCCAAAACUGUGGAUCCAUUUAGCGUGGAUCGAUUUCCCAAGCAAAAGACUUUCAAUCUGGGUGACGUUGUGACCGAUGCGGCCAAAAUUCUCACCGAGGAGGAAAGGGCCAAAUUGGAGGAGCAGAACAAACGCCUGGUGACGCCGUUCAAAGCGCUGAAAUUAGAGCAAGAGGCCCGCAAGCAUUGGGAUUUGUUCUACAAGCGGAAUGAAAACCGGUUCUUCAAAGAUCGCCACUGGACGACGCGUGAGUUUAGCGAGCUGCUGGCGGGUGAAGAUCCGGCUGCCGCUGCUAGCUCCUCGCCACUGGCCAAGCCGGAAAACGUGGAAAAGAUAAGCGUUGAGAAAAAGCUGUUAGAAAUUGGGUGCGGUGUAGGGAAUUUAAUAUUUCCCUUAAUCGAAGACGGGCAUCGUGACUACUUCAUCUAUGCGUGUGAUCUGUCACCACGUGCCGUGGAGCUGGUGCGGCAACAUAACCUGUACGAUGAGCGAUACAUGAAAGCAUUCGCCUGCGACAUCACGACGGAGGAAGUGUUCCAGACGCUACCCGAGGCCAGCCUGGACAUAGUUACGCUGAUCUUCGUACUGUCCGCUAUACAUCCGGAAAAGUUCCAAUCGACGGUGGCCAACAUUUACCGGUUGUUGAAGCCGGGAGGGGUUGUGCUGUUCCGCGAUUACGGCCUUUACGAUAUGGCUCAGUUACGGUUCAAGCCAGGGCAUAAGAUAGCGGAAAAUUUCUACAUGCGACAGGACGGUACGAGAAGCUACUACUUUGCCGAGGAGGAAGUAUCGAAAUUGUUCAGUCAGGCCGGUUUUACGGUGAUCGUGAACAACUACAUUCAUCGGCGCACGGUAAACCCGAAGGAAAACAUCGAUGUGCCAAGAACAUUUGUCCAGGGGAAGUUUCGAAAACCGGAGCAAGCAUGAGGAAAAAUCAUUCACGAAGAAAAUUCUUUGGAAUCCCCUCGUUCUCACACUGACAUUCAGCGGUCCUCAUCAUUUGAAGAGAAAACUCUUUCGAAUCCCCCAAAGUGCUCGUUCUCACACUGACAUUCAGCGGUCCUCAUCAUUUGAAGAGAAAACUCUUUCGAAUCCCCCAAAGUGCUCGUUCUCACACUGACAUUCAGCGGAUCUCAUCAUUUGAAGAGUAACUGUUUCCUGGUGGAAUGGACGUCCCCGACAUUUUGAACGUACAUUAUAAUAAUCGAUAGAUUUUGACCGGAAGUUGCUGUAAUAUAAAAUACUUAGCGACAUCUUAAGAAGGUGCAUGAUAUUCUUUGUAGCUUAACUAGGCUCAUAGUCAAUGAAACUUUCUUCGUCGCACAUUGAAUCAUCCACCAAACUUCCAUCCAGGACCGUGGAAUUUCGAAUGGAAUAACUGUUGCAAGAUCUGGUCUUCCUACAAACGGUGUGAUAUUCAACGGCAUUGGUCUUAGUUUAUUCCAAUUUGUAUAUUUUUACCACCAGUGAAAAUCAGAAAAUAUAACAAACAUCUUUAAAUAUUGUAUAA
This is a messenger RNA of Anopheles merus, 1703 nucleotides long. Its product is annotated as tRNA N(3)-methylcytidine methyltransferase METTL6. The transcript has 8 exons. Lineage: Eukaryota; Metazoa; Arthropoda; Insecta; Diptera; Culicidae. The coding region runs from base 176 to 1120 and encodes 314 amino acids. The record is from RefSeq and is a predicted model, not a curated record.